Lonchura striata (white-rumped munia) is the source of this 11424-nucleotide messenger RNA. RefSeq names its product potassium two pore domain channel subfamily K member 12 (gene KCNK12). Lineage: Eukaryota; Metazoa; Chordata; Aves; Passeriformes; Estrildidae. Gene Ontology annotation, biological process: potassium ion transmembrane transport; stabilization of membrane potential. Gene Ontology annotation, molecular function: potassium ion leak channel activity; outward rectifier potassium channel activity. Gene Ontology annotation, cellular component: plasma membrane. The record is from RefSeq and is a predicted model, not a curated record.
CGCCGCGCACCGGAUGAUGCCCCCGCGGGGGGCGGUGGGCUCCUGCCGCCGGCGGCGCCUGGCGCCCCUCAACGAGGACAACGGGCGGUUCCUGCUGCUGGCCGCCCUCAUCGCGGCGUACCUGAGCGCCGGCGCCACCGUCUUCUCGGCCCUCGAGAGCCCGUCGGAGGCGGCGGCGCAGCUGCGCUGGAACCGGACCCUCCACAACUUCAGCCGCAUCUUCAACAUCAGCCUGCCGGAGCUGCGCGCCUUCCUGCGGAGCUACGAGGCGGCCAUGGCCGCGGGCAUCCGGGUCGACGCCCUGCGGCCCCGCUGGGACUUCCCCGGCGCCUUCUACUUCGUGGGCACCGUCGUCUCCACCAUAGGUUUUGGAAUGACCACACCAGCAACCGUGGCUGGAAAAGUGUUUCUCAUCGUUUAUGGCCUUUUCGGGUGCGCUGGGACUAUCCUCUUCUUCAACCUCUUCUUGGAGCGCAUCAUCUCUCUCCUGGCAUUUAUCAUGAAGGCGUGCUAUGAGAGACAGCUGAGAAGAAGUGGUCUCCUACCUCCCAACUUCCGAAGGGGGCCAGCUGUGUCCGGGGUGGGCAGCCUUGUAGGCUGGAAGCCGUCCGUUUACCACGUGAUGCUGAUCCUGGGAAUUUUUGCUAUUGCCCUUUCCUGCUGCGCCUCCGCCAUGUACACGGCAGUGGAAGGAUGGAACUACAUUGACUCCUUGUAUUACUGCUUUGUCACCUUCAGCACCAUCGGCUUUGGAGAUUUGGUAAGCAACCAAAACGCUGUGUACCAGCAUCAGGGAUUAUACAGAUUCGGGAACUUCAUGUUUAUAUUAAUGGGAGUAUGUUGCAUAUACUCCCUUUUUAAUGUCAUCUCAAUCGUAAUCAAACAGAUUUUGAACUGGGUGUUGAAAAAAUUCGAAUGCAGAUGUUGCCCAAAGUGCCGUAAAUCCAGUACCCGCCUCAGCCGUCGCAACGCCAUCACCCCAGGAGCCCGCCUGCGCCGCCACAACGUCGCCAUGGACGCUGACGGACAGUAUGACAGUGACACCGAGGGCAGGAGGCUCUCUGGAGAGAUGAUCUCCAUGAGGGAGCUCACAGCAUCCAGUAAAGUCUCGCUGGCCAUUUUGCAGAAGCAGUUGUCCGAGACAGCAAAUGGCUACCCGAGGAAUGUCUGUAUCAAUACGAGACAGAACGGUUUCUCUGCGGGGGUGGGGUCUCUGGCCAUCAUGAACAACCGCUUGGCAGAAACAAGUGAUUCUAGGUAGAGUUUUUGGAAUUCCAUUUGUUUCUUAAAUAAAAAUAGAAUGGUGGUUAGGGUGGAAUUACCACUGUAAGCUACUGGAAAGUUUUACAUUUCAGAGACAGCCUUGGUAUUCAUUGGGUGUUCAGCAUUUUACUUUCUGGGGGUUUUAUAAGUUUUCUCUAAUAUGCAGUGAGAUCUUUACCAUUAUGUUACAAUUUUCCCGUAAGAGGGUUUUAAAUGAGACUUGGAUGUCUUUGAUGUAGAAUCUGGUGCAGUUACAGAGGGAUGGUGUGCAUGGCUUGGAUGGUGUCAAAACCAACACGUUCUUCUUCAGAACAGCGCCUGAACCCAAACUCUAUGUUAAAGGCAGAAAGCAAGUUGCGCUCCAGAUUCGCACAUGGGGUUGGUAAGUUUUAGCUAACCAGUGUCUCCCAGUUUGCUGAAGUGGGUCUGCUCCUGAGCCUUGUACUUGAUGCUCUUCAGCGACUCCUUGUAUGAGGAGUCAGACAGGCCUCUGUCUGACAUACACGUUGUCACACCAGCUUUAGGGUGACUGCUUCACUUCACUAAUCCCACUGACUUCAGUGGCAGAGGAUGGAAUGGGCUGAACUCCCCUCCUACAAACAUUAGGGUUUAGCCGGGCUUGUCUGAAAGACCACCUGCCACGUAACUCUUAAAAGUCAGGGGAUUAUCAAGGACCAUGAUAAAUUGUGCAGAACUGUUCCUACCUACUGAGUAACAGAAAACAAGCAAUUGUCAUCUUCAGAUCUGACUACAUUUAAUGCCAGAGAAGCCAGUAUGCACCUCUGGUGUCAAAUGUUUGCAUCACCAGAAAAAUGCUUACUUCCUUACUUUCUCAUUGAAAUAAGUCACUAAAAUGAAUGUAGGCUCUCUGUUGUCUUAAAUUUGCAUCUUUUACUUCUGCAGUAUUGUUGCAGAGAUUCAUGCAAAUCAUUUCCUUGCAAUUCUUUGAGGGCCCCAACCCUGUACUUGUUUCCCACAAAUCUGACUGUGCAGGUUGUACAGAAGAGUACAGAAGAGCAUUGCUUUGGAGUUCCCCAGAAGCUGGCUUCCACCAAAAUGUUGAUACCAAGUCAUAAAUUGGCCUUUGGCUGUUGCUGCUACCAUCUUAAGCCAUAUUUAACCUGUGCUAGCCCAAACCACUGAAGACCCAAAAGCAAACCUGGUCAAGACUGUAGUUUAGCAGGAUAAGUGGAUGCAGAGGAUUUGCUGCAAACCUCUUUCAAAAAUACAUGCACAGCUCUGGAUCUGUUCUCUAAAUUCUCUCUACUACACUGUGAGGAUAAUAAAAAGGCUUCUGCUGAUUCCAAGAAAGAAACAAAACUUAAGCUUAUAUUCUGAGAAGCCUUCUCUUGGAAAAUUACUGGAAAAUUGUAGGUGAGACCAUGAGUAGUAGGUUGGUCACUGAAUAAAUUGAACAAGCUGAUGAAGAAAAACUAGGAAUAUUAGAAAUGUUUGAAAACAUUUCCAUGAAGUUUUAUAUAGAUAUUUUGCUCUAUUUACUUUGCUUUGCAUGGGUUUGGAGUAGCCAUAAUUUUUGCUUUAUUUUAAAUUUGUAGCAGUGUAAAAUGUUUUGGAAUUUACCCUUGGAAAACCAACUUUAAAUCUGAGGUUUUGCACACCUGAGCCUGCCAGCUGAAUUAAGGCAGUGAUUAUAUCUUUUUUCCUAACAAAAAGGAAUCAGAGCUGCAGAUAAACCAUCAUACAUGGGUCUGUAUCACACUGUAAAUGUCACAGCUUUUAUCAAGAUGUGUUUGGCCAGAAACAAGCAGUGAUGAUUGUAAUGUGUUUCCUGCUGGCACAGACACACUUCAGAUUCUGUGGUAUGGUAGGGAUGCAUUCAAGAGGCAGGAGCUUUCUUGGUGGUAGAGAGACUCCUCAAGGUCCAUCUCAACAAGUGCCUUCCUGUCUGUGCACUCCUCUUUGAGGAGGCAGGAGGAGGUGUUUGGUGCUCCUUUUGAAGGCCACUGAAGGAUACAUUUAGGCAGAAUGUACAGGGACAGGUCACAGUCUGGAAAAAGCUCUGACUGCUGGAAGACCCAGUUCAGGCAGAUGCCUUCCAGAGAUUCAAGAGAAACAGCACAGGCAUGGAACCAAAAGAAAGUUUGUUAUUUCCCUUUGGGAUUACUCCCACAGGUAAAUAUCUUACUAGGAUGAUUUAUGUGCUUGUUUAGUAAAAGUGUGAAUGGGACCCUGCUCUUUUUUUGCAGCCCAGCCUCUCUUAGGGUUUUAUCUUGGUUUAUUUGUCAUCAUGGGGACUGUUACUCAUUAGAACUAUUACAUAAAUCAGGGCAGACAGGCUCUGUCCUAAAGGAUUUAGGAAUUUGAACUGAUAGGGCCCCAAGCCACAGCAGAAUUGCCUGUAUAUUAUUUUGCUCAUAAAAACAUGCUCAACUGUAUCAACAUUUUGUGAGCUCAAGAACUCUUAUAUUUAUGGUAACAAGUUUGCAAAUUAAGGGUUUUUUUUUCAGUGAGUUGUUUUAAAGGAUAAAUAUUAUAACCAUGAUUAGGAUCCUUUUUAAACUGUAAAUUUGUGAAUUGUUUUCAAACUACUUAUUCCAGCCUGGCAAAUACAGUGAAGUAAUAUGAAAUUGUACAUACCUACUCUUUUGUACUUGCAUUGUACUUUUUCUGAGUCCAGGCAAAGGCAGACACAGUCUGCUGUAACAUGAUUGAAAUGUUUCCAAGUGUUUCUGGUACCAUCAGUCACAAGGGUGCCUUUGCAGGACCCUUUGCAGUUCCUAUUAACUCCAGAGGAAGCUGGACCAGCUCCUCCUGGAGCUUGGUGUCUCAAGGAAUUUGGGCCUUGAUUGCUGCUCUGUUCACUUAGAUCUGAUGUUUACUUACACCCAAGGUCCUUGAUAAUCUCCGUUCUGCUUGUCUCUAGCCUCAGAGGAAGUGCAUGCCCUUAUUUCCCAGUGGCUCUGUUUCCUGCAGGUCUCAUAUCCCCAGGUGCUGACAUAAGUCAACCACAGGGACCACCAGGUUGUAUCUAGGUCCUGUAAAAAUCCCCAAAUCCAUCUGGCCCAGCAAAGCUCAGUUUAUGGGGGUCAGAGCACAGUUACUGACCUAUGUUUCACUGGGAAGCAUCUGCUGAAAGGUGGCCUUACAGUUCCCUCUUAUUCAGUAGCAGAAGCAUUUUUCAAGGAUGCAUGGAAACCAAGCUCCAGAUCUCUGCUCUUCAGCCUGCCAUCCCUACCUGGGCAUCCAUCACCCCUGUGCAUGAGAACAUGAGCCAAGAGGACAUAGAAGGUUUGAGAUCAGUCUUUCCUAGUCCCUUGUGCCCUUCCUUUAGCUUUUUUUUUUAGUGACAGCUCCUCUUUGAACUUGCCAGGCUCAGGCACCCAACUCUUCUCUCAUGCUGUGUGGUCCAGCCAGGAUUCCCCAGGGCAGCCUGCUCCAUUGGUGAAUUAACUCCCAAACGUGCACCAGUUGCACCAAGUACAAUUCCUCCUGGUAUUUCAUUUUCACAGACAAAGCAGAUACCAGCAAUACCUGGACACAGACUGAAGCACAAGAAAUCAGAAGGAAAUGGGAGGAACAGAGUGGGAAAGUGAAAGCACACUGCACUAGAUUGCACUUUCUUUUCAGGUAACUUGGGAGCUGUAUUACAUUCUUGAAAUCUGGUGAUUUUUUUUUUUUUUUCCAAAUUUAAUUGUGGGUAGCUUUGAAAGAUUAUAGUUGACUUAGAUUUUAAAAGUUUAUCUUCCCUGGUACAACCCCCUCUGCACCACCCUGUAGAGCAGCAGUAGUAACUCUUCACUGACACAGACCAAGACAUCCCAGAUGCCUGCUGAGCCUACAGGCAGCACAGACCUGAGCUCAGACCCUGUCCCCCAGACUGGUCUUCUGCUGCCAGAGCCCAGGGAAGAGCAUUCAUGAGCAGCACAAGGCUGCAGGAAUUAGGACUUCUCUGUGACCUGGCCCCUAGUGAGAACAGCAAUGGCACAGGUGUGAGCUGCUUGGACAAAGGAGACACCCCGUUCACCUGGCACCUGCACUAAUACCUUGCAGAUGAAAAUUAAAAUUUAGGUGGAAAUUGAUGAGCAACAAUGACCAAAUUCAAGUGACAUCUUCUCUUAACUCCAGAGGUCAGCACAGAGCAAUCAGAAGGAAUAAUUUCUUGUGAAACCUGUAGCAUUUGGCAAGUCACUACACUGACCUCUCAGGGCCUGUCUUCCCUGUGUGUGUCUUGGGGAAAGUUUGGAGUCACACCAAGAUGUCAUCUGGUUCUCAUUGGUUUCUUCCCAUCUGCAAACACAGUUCUCAUUUUGAAAAAAUUCAAAUGGCUCUUUAUUUCCUUGCAGUGCAGAGGACAUCCUUCAGACCAUGCAGAUGUUCAGAGCAAUCUCAGCCUCAGAGGGCAGUGUCUGAGGGACGAGGCUGCGCUUUGCUCCCCUGCAGAAGCAGCAUUGCACAGCAAUGCAUACAAAGGUUCCUUAGGCAGUUACCAGCUCUGAUUGCAACCAGAAUUACUGGUGGAAGGCAGUAAUCCCUCUAGAGCUCUCUGGGAGUGCCCUGUGCCCUGCUCAGGUUACCCAGAAAUGCCCUGUUGGUGAAGUGCUGCUGUCCCAGAACGGCUUCAGCGCUGGCCCUCAGUCUUUUCUCCUCCCCAGCUUUCUGUGGGUGAAAAUUUGAGAAUACUGUGACCAUUUACCCAUAUUUCAGGCAUGCCUUGCUGCUGAAAGACUUCAGCAGAAGGGGAGGUCAUAUAGCCAGGCAUAGUGGGCUCAGUAUAAACCUGACUGCCUGUGUGGCAUGAAUUUAUGACUAUAUGGAAAUUAGCUGUAGCAAUGAGACCAUUCUAACAUUUUAGUAUUUUUCUAGCCUUUAACUUGAAAAAUAUUCAGUGGCAAAUCAUCGCAGUGAAUGUUCAGAGCUAAUAUCAACAAAAUCAUACUUUGCUGAUUGCUAGCCUAGCAAUUCUGUGGGUAUGGCUGCUGCUCUAAUUGGAUUACUAAUGUGCCUUUGCAAACCAACACAUGUCUGCAGUGUUACAUUUAAAUAAUACAAUAAAUGCUGUGUUACAUAAUAAAUACAAUUAGGAAAAUUUACUACUUGACUCACACAAAACAACUAAUGAAGGGUGCAUUGCAUAUUGUACAACCAGUAUGCAAUUUUUAAUUUUUUUGUGUGACUAUGUCCAUAUUUGAGCUCAAAUUAUGCUUUCAUGAAUGCUAGGAAAAGAGAAGCACUACAUUGUGAAAAAUAAAGGAAAGUAUGGAGUGUUUCACUGUUUUGACACAGAGGCUAUGCGUGUUAGCACAUACACAGUAAAGGGUUCAUUAUAUAUUGUGUAGCAAUGGCACUGAAAGAAAGAAACUAAUUUACAUGGCCAUAGUCUGAAUGCAGCUAUCAAUAAAUAAACGUACACUUUUUCUUUUUAUCCUUGUUUUCUAAAUUGAUAACAUCCACCCUUUAAUUAAAUUAUCUCUUUAAACCCUCAAAAAUGCAAUUGCCCUAUAUUUUGCAUAGGCAAAAAGGGGUCUAAGAUCAAUUCCUAACUUCCAACUCUAAGGAUCCAGAGUGGUGUAGUUUAGCUUUGAAGUGGGGCUGCAGAUGUGCAGCCUUUCAAUUCAUUGUGUUUCAUCCUUCCCUGGGGAAAAAAAGGGAGUAGUAAAUACAGAUACAGUUUAUUGUAGGUCACCCAAAAAAGUCUGGCAAUUUAGCAUGAGGGAAAAAAAACCCAGCAAGUGUACUGUUAUUGAGGAGUGAAAAGUGUGGGGAAAGGGGGAAGUUCAGAAGUGUUCUCCAGCAAAUCCAGCAGAAAACCAAAGACUUGCUUUGCAUUCGCUCGUGUUUAUUCCUCGUCACACAACACUGUGACACUGUCACCCCCCAAGGAGCUCCUGUGGCAUCAUGGGCUCAGCUACCUCGUCUGGAAUGUGGAGAGAGAUAUUUCUGACAAAAAAUGUGAGGUAUUUCUCACAAAAUACCUUUUCCUGUGGGGAAAGGGACUGCAUGCAGUCACCAUCUUCAUUCAGCGCUGAUUUUAGGAGGUCACUUGGUGGCUUUUACUGGGAAAGCAGCCAUGCCGGUCCCUGACAGUGCUGAUCAAUAUUUUGGGUGUAUCAGAGGUGCAGAUUGCCAUGCCUCCAAGUCCUCCUAGUCCCAGGACCAUGUCACACCCAGGCGUGUCCCAGCCAGCUCCCAAGCCCAGACUUGGUGUAAGGAUGUAGCUGGGUUUGAAAGUGUGUAACAUCCCAACAUCCUAUCAUCAACAUCCCAAGUGUUGUCAGGAUCAGACCUUCAGCAGGUGAUUCAAACCUAAGGGACAUAAAGAAGUCUCCAUAUUCCUUUUGUACUUUGCAGACUGUAAGAGUACUUUUUAAAGCCAGUGAGUCAAUACAAGAUUAAUGCUUUUAUAAUAACAUACAUAAACAACAUGAAAAAAUUACUACUAUUUCUGACAAUGCGCAAAUCAAAUGCCAGGUUGUCUCAAUGGGUAUAAUUUCCAGGCAAGUAAAAUUAUGUCCAGGAAAUUUUUUUGCUCAUAGUAUCAUCCAUGGGCUGCACAGACAGUGCAAGAAUUCAGUUCCAGUUUUAUUGUAAAACCUCAGUAUCUGAAAGCACAAUGUCUAAAACAUGGUUUGGGGAUUGUUUGUGGGGUUUUUUGUGUGUGUGUAAACAUUGUUUAUUUACAAAAAUAAAAAUGCUAUAAUUCUACAGAUACAAACCCAUUUUUAGCUCACUAGAAUACUACUUUGUUGGAUACUCUCAGCAAAAAUAUUCAUUCCAAAUUUACAGCCAAUUUAAAUUACUUGAGUUUCGAGAUAACCUGUUGAAAAGCAUUCUUGUUUAUUUUGUUUCUUUUUGAAAGGGCACAGCUUGGUAGAUAUCUUUAGCUGAGCUGGCAUUGUUGUCUCCUACUACAAACCUCAAAAUUUUACAUCUGGAGCUAAUUCGCCUGGUUUUGGUAUUUGCUCGUUUCUGCAUUGAAUUCUAGAAGGAACGAUCAGUUCAGUGCUGUUUUCUAGUUGGUAUGGCUUUCCUUUUUGCAUUGAUUGCAAAUAACUGAAAUAUGAACACCAGCAAAUAUUCCCAGACACAUCAAAAUUAGUCACUUUUCUGAACGUUUUUCUUUUUUAAAUUGUUUUGUAAAAUCUAGAAUCUGAUUGUAAAUUGUAUCAUGGUUGGAAUUAGCAAACCAAAUAUUUUUUCUACCAACAGAAUUACUUGACAUGAAUUCUGUGAAGUAUUCUAAUUCAGUUGUGUGUAACAAUACUUGCCUAUUUCAUUUGCCCAUUCUGUCUAAUUUGUUUCAAAUUCUUAAAGUCAGAAGUAUGUAAGUCCCAUUUAGAAAAUGCCCUAUGCUGUACAUUUGCUCCUAUGAAUAGAGCUUUUAGAGGGAUUGAAACCAAGCCUAUCUGAUUGCUGCAAACAGAAUUCCAUGUAUAAGCCUUCAAAAUCUGAAUAUUUGUACCUGUUUGGCCAUUGUAAACCAAGGGCAUGUUAAUGUGAUUCCAGUUCAAGCAAAGAAACAUAAAUCACAGGGCUCAACUGGCUGCUAACCACUUUUAUCAAACAGGCCACAUAGCUACAGGGUCAAGAGUGAUGGAUGGGCUCGUGACACCCAACAAUGUUAUUUUGGAGGGUGGUUUGGUGGCUGGGAGUUGGCACUGAAGUGGUUAAAGCAGCUUGGCUGGGUGGAUCCAGGCAGUUCCCUUUGCUGAGCCUCAGGAGAUAUUUGCCAGUACUAAAAAACUAAAAAUUAUAAUGGACGUAGCAUUGAGCCUCUCCUGAGAAGCACAGCAAAGUGCUGUAGCCUGUGCUAGGCUGUUCCUGGUUUUGGUCACCUUGGAACCCUUGUUUAUUCCUGAAACUGGAGUGUUUGGCACACUCCAGUUAGCUCUUUUCAGUGUCUCUGCACUGGCAAAGCACUGAUCAUGCUGUGAUCCUUCUCAUAAAAUGGAUAGAGAGAUUUGUUUAGACUUUCCAUAUGAUGACAGCAUAUAUAGAUAUUACAAGAUAAAUUAAUUACCAAGUCUGGCUAUAUUUGCUAGGAGAUCUUUAUCAGUAAAACAAGAAAAAUUGUCUUACCAGUACAGAGAAUCAACAAAAGUAAGUGAUGUUCUGAACAGAAAGUAAGGUGCUAAAAUAUACAAUUGGACCCCAAAGCUCAGGCAUGUGUCACAAAAUUAUCAUUCUUUUCCAAUGCUCAAUGCACCUGCGUCUUUUGGGAAAAAGCCUUGGUUUCUGCCUGCACCAGGGUGUGCAAGGCUUACAUUUGCUGUGCCUGUAAGAAAGCAAAAUAUAUCUGAGGACAUUCUUUGGUCUGCACAGCGCUCAGGGGUGGGCUUGCCUCCAUUCCCAAAUUUAAGCAUGCCCAUGGACCAUGAAUAUUGGUCCAGCCCCCAGCAGAAACUGGACAAAAUGUCCCUGCUUUGGGGUGUCUGUGGCUUUUGGAGAGCAGUUGAAGGUCAUGGCAAACCACAGCUGCCUCCUCCAGCCAAGCCCCCACCAGGGUGGGAUCCAUCCCACUGCCAGCCCCUGGUCUGCAGCCAAGGACUGUACUGCCAGGAGAGUGGUGCAAAUCAUCAGCAGUGUGCUCUUAUUCCUGCCUUCUUAAUGGGCUAAAAACAGUGGAAAACAGAUCAUUUUCUAUUUUAAUGAUCAAAAGUGUGUUGCCCAUUAUUCAUAGCCUACACACAAGAUGUUAUGAUUUUCAAUUUUCCUGCACUGAUUGUUCAGUCCAUUUGGCAGCUGAACUUCAAGUGAUGCUGUUUUUUUUUUUAAAAAAGGAGGAAAAAAAUCCCCAAACAGAAAACCCAAACACCCAUUAUCAGCAUUUCAGACAAGCAAAAUAAUUGAAUGAGGUGUAAGGAUCUCACAUGAAAAAGCUGUGAGCAGAGUUGCCUCUGUUUGCAGCAGAUAGAUGUUUACAUGGCAGUGGGAGAAGUUUGGGUUCAGGACUGAUUGAUUGGGUUCAGGCAUCAGACUGAUUGAUUGGGGUUCUGAACAUUGCCCUACAAGCAGCUUCAGCACCAAAAUGGCACUUUUGGAACAAAUUUCUGUAUCUGUUUCUACACUGUUAGGGGCAUUUCACAUUCCUGCUACUGAAAUCAGAGGAUGGCAGCAAGUGUUACACAAGCAAUUUACUGUCACAUACUGUGCAUGUGGGUAUUAGCCAGGGACAUUUUUAACAACAGAGACAUUUCAGCUGAGUGUUGGUCAGAAAAAAAAGGACAUUUUACCAUCCAGAAACAUCUGCAGCAGGUCCCAGUGCCUGAUGUCACUCAACACACUCCCAAAGAGCUGAACCACACAGAGAUUACCUAAAUAAACCAAAAGAGAUGGUAGGUCUAAGAAGCAAGUGUUCCUGUGGCUUGAAUAUGGAGUAACUUGGUUGAAUUGCAGGUAGUAAAUAAUAAAUAGAUAAAUAGAUGUAAUGACUUAAAUGCCUGCUAGAAGUCAAAAGGAGAUGCAUGUAUUUUUCCAUCACAAUUUUGAUUGUGUUUACCAAGUUAAGAGGUGAAAUGAAGAAGCAUAAGUUCCUGUAAAUUGUUAAUUGGAAAACAUAGAUUUUUACUCUCCUUCAGAUAAUGCUUCCUUGCAAAACAUUAAACUGGAAUAAAUUUCAAGAUUGAAAAUCUUUUUAAACAAGUGUCAGUUGUAAAAAUGCUUUAAUCAUGGGUUGACAGGAACUUAGCCUCCAACUCAUACCAUAAUUGUGAGUGCUCUUAACGAGUCAGUCCCACUUUUGAUGUCAGCUCAGGAUUUUUCCACUGUAAGAUCUUUGAAUGAAGAGGACUCAAAGCCAUAUAAGAAGCCAAUCAAAUACGGAUCACGUUUCUGCUGGUUCGAUAUUUACACUUUGCGAACAAAAAUGGGUGUUUUGGGCUUGGCACCCCUUCAUUCACAGAAACAUGGUUAUGGAUCCAGGAGGCAGAGGCAGCUGAGGUGCAGCUGCUUUGCAGAGCGGUGCAGAGGCCUUGGCAGAGGAUGUGUAGAGCUGGUGGUUAAGGAGACUGUGGAAGAACCAACUGGUGGUGUCCAGGGAACAUUCCUGUGUGUUUUUAAUGCCGUGAAACAUGAUCAAGUAUGAAUUCUCUACGUCUGGGAGGAUGUAAAAUUCCAGGUGACGUUUGGAAUGUUGCAGUUAAGCUACUACAAAGACUUUUCAAAUAAACAGGAGAAAAAAUGUUGUCUGGGAUGUGCAUGCGA